Messenger RNA from Naegleria gruberi, 630 nucleotides. RefSeq lists its product as uncharacterized. Lineage: Eukaryota; Heterolobosea; Eutetramitea; Acrasida; Naegleriidae. The record is from RefSeq and is a predicted model, not a curated record. The transcript has a single exon. Bases 59 to 619 code for a protein of 186 amino acids.
AAAAAACAACCACAAACACUAACUUGCUAAUAUUCAACACUAGUCUGUUGACAACAACAUGGUCGCUUCAAAUAAUAGUAGUAACAAUCAUCUAGAUUCUCCUGGCUCAUCAACUCCUUUCAAUAAACAUUUAUCACAACCAGAAACCACAUCAUCAUCCCUAUCGACUUCCUCAUCCUCUCUCAACACACCAUCCAAUGCACAACCACCACGAGAAUCGAUUGAUUUGAAUCACAUGCCAACAUCAGCCAGCACCAAAAAAGGAGGAAACAAUCAAUUACUUGUUGGCUCCACUUCAACAGCACCCCAAAGAGAAUCAGAAGUUUCAAAAGAGGAAGAAGCAAGCACAGAGGAAAAGACAUGUUUAGAUAUGUACAUGCAAUCACCCUGCUCUGGCAUUUGGAUGUAUGAUAUAGGUGAUAAGUUGGAUAAGAUUCAUCCAAUUCUUUCAAUUCCAUUCUAUGUAGUAUGUUGUCCAUUUUCAAUGCCAUGCAUCUUUUUGAGUGGUUGUUUAAUGGCAUCAGAUGGUUCUUCAGAGGAUGACGAUGUGGACACAGCAACACCAUAUGCAUUGAAGAAGAAAAAGGAAGAAAAUUCAAAAGAAGGAAAAGUUCAAUAAAAUGAUUUUUC